This is a messenger RNA of Capsicum annuum, 543 nucleotides long. RefSeq lists its product as uncharacterized. Gene Ontology annotation, biological process: chromatin remodeling. NCBI's taxonomy places the organism in Eukaryota, Viridiplantae, Streptophyta, Magnoliopsida, Solanales, Solanaceae. Gene Ontology annotation, cellular component: nucleus. Bases 1 to 543 code for a protein of 180 amino acids. The record is from RefSeq and is a predicted model, not a curated record. The transcript has 2 exons.
AUGACGAUUAAGUUUAGGGUUUACGCUGCAUGUGACUUCAAUCGGCACAUUGGGGUUUUUCUGAGAAGUUAUGAUGAGUUGCGUGAAGGGUUUGGUUUCGGCGACAGAAAUGGUGAAGGGGUUGCUCUGUUGGAUUUUGUGAGGGCUUUUGGGCUGGUGGUUGUGAAUUCGAGCUUCCCGAAGAAGGAGGAUCACCUUAUUACUUUCCAAAGUGCAUCAGCCAAGACUCAGAUUGACUUUCUGCUGCUUAGGAAAGGGGAUAGGUUUCUUUGUAAAGAUUGUAAAGUCAUUCCGAGUGAACAACUUUUGACUCAGCACAGGCUUCUGGUGAUGGACUUAUUUAUCAAGAAGAGCAAAAAGAGUAGGGCUGGAGAGAGGCGACCUAGAAUUCAGUGGGGUAGAUUAACACCAGUUAGUGUGCUGGAGUUAGAGGAGAAGAUGGCGGAAAUGAGAAUGUGGGAGUGUAGGGGGACGUGGAUGUCAUGUGGGAUAAGGCGUCCAGCUGUAUCCGGGAGACGGCUAAAGAGGUGUUGGGGGUUUUAA